AUGAGUGACAAUCAUAAGGAAGUGCAAGAGCUGACGUCUGGAGAUGACGACCAAACUAAUCCACAGCAACAAACAAAUGAAACAGAAGAAAAGGUUGAAGGAGAUGUGACUACUGUAGACGAAAGAGAGGACAGAGAUGUUUCCGGAGAAAUAGACGAGGGAACUAACUUUGGCAAUUUGGGGGCCGGCGGGUAUUCAGAGUUUGAUACAAGAAACAUGGAGUGGGGGCCGCUUGACCAGGAAGACGGCGAUAUUCCGCAGGUAAACCUAACUAACGAGAAUCAAGAAAAUGAGACUCCAUUGGUUCCUGGAUUGGAGUUGGAACAACAAGACCAGCAGCAAGGAAAUCAGAACCAAGAAAGUCAGCAGACUCAGGAUCAGCCACAAGAAAACCAAGAGCAGCAAGAUUACGACCAAAAAGAUUCUAGUCUACAACAAGAACAGCACCAAGACUAUCAGGACCAGGACCAAGAGAAUGAGGACGAUAUAAAUACCUCGAUUUUACACCCACCCCAACCUAAUCAGAGCUUCACCACCCCGCUGAAAUCAUUGCCACCUUUGAAAGAUAUCGAACCGAUAACAACUCCAAAAGCCUUCAGUGUUGCAAAAGAUACGGAUGCUGAUGUCCCAAACGUAUCGAGUUCUCCGCUUAUUACCACAAAGAAUACACAGAUGGAUUUAGUUCAAAAUGGCGACAAUCAUCCAAAUUCCAACGACAAAUAUCAAGGGGACGAUUACGAUACGGAAAAAUCUGUCGCUUGUGCAUUCUUGGGAGUUAGUCAACAGGAUUUGAAUUCGUUUAGUGUAGAUGUAAUUAACAAGUUGCAUAAAAGAUCCAUGGAACUCCAAGGGUUGAAAUCAGAUAAUGAGUUCUUAAAGAUAAACCAAGAACAAGCCAUACUGAUACAAAAUAAGAAGUCUAAAUUGUUGAAUCUGAAACUAAGUAAACUAGAUAAACUGAAUACGGAAUUGAGGCAAGAACGAGAUGCAUUAUCUAAUGAAAAAGAAAUACAUAUUAAAACUAUCGGUGAAUUAAAGGAUGAAAAUUCAACGAUAAUCAAUAAAUUGUCCCAAAUUGAACAUCAAUCGAAAAAGUAUGAUUCGAAGUAUUCAGAACAAAUUGGUGAAAGAGAUCAAGAAAUUUUAAAGUUGAAUGAUUCGCUAAAUAAAUUAACUAAAACAAACAUAGAACAGAACCAAAAGAUAAAUGAGAUUAUUAAGGAGCUUAACGAUACCAGAAAUGAAAAAUUCACCUUGAAACUAGAAAAUAGUAAGAUAUCCAAUGAAAUAUCGUACAUUAAGAAUCAGAGAAUGUGGUAUGAAGAAGAAUUAAAAUCUGUUCAGCAAAGAUUCACUGAUUUAAUUAAAAAACAUGAAUCAGAGUUUUUAAUGAGGUCUAAUAAGUUGUCUAGUUUGGCGACUAAAAACGAAGCUUUAGAGCGUUUGAAUAAAUCACAGGCCGACCAUAUUAAUGGAUUGCAAUAUGAUUUAGAGAAAGAAAUUUCAAAGGCAUCGUCCUUAGAUUCCAAAUUUGAAAUUGAAAAAAUCAAGCUAGGUAAAGAGUUGAAGAAUAAGGAAGAGUUAUUAGAACUAACACAAGUUCAAUCAUCUCAGAGAAAUGAAAGAAUAGAACAGCUAGAAUCAUACAUUGAAGAAAUAAAGAAUAGGUUAGGUGAAUCUAUUAAUUUGUUGGAAGCUGAUUUAUCUAAGAAGAAUGAAACUAUCAUUGUUUUAGAAGAGAAGUUAAGAAGAACCGAAGAAGUUUUAGACAAAGAAUUGCACAAGGAAACUGAUUUACCGAAAUUAUCUGUAUCCGCAGAAAUGAUUGCAUCGACAAAAACAGAUGGCAUAUCUUUAUCGUCGUUGUAUUCAGAAUACAACCAUUUGAAAAAACAAUUAGUAUUGGAACGAUCGCAGAAAGAAAGAUUAGCCAACCAAUUAGAAUCAUUUGUAGCAGAAUUGGAGUCUAAAAAACCUACAAUUGCAAAUUAUUCUGAUCAGAUCAAGUUUUAUGAGAACUCACUUCAGGAAAUGAUAAGUAAAGUUGAAUCAAUCAGACUAGAAAAAUUAGAAGGAGAGAAAGAGUAUAAUAAAUUGAAAUCAAGACUUUCUGAAUACAAUAAUGAUUUAGUGUCGAUGAAAAAGUUAUGCAGAGAUUUAGGAAAACAAUUAUGUUAUUAUCUUAUACAUUCAAAGAUCAGGGAUAGUAACGAAGAUCCACUUACCUUGACAGAGAGAAAAGCUAUUGAAAAUAUUUUAGAAAGAAGUGGUAAUAAUGACAGUGUAAAAGAAAGCGAUACUGAUCAAUUGAUUUCUGAUAGGUUGGUGGGUUUUACGAACAUUAUAGAACUUCAACAGAAGAAUGAAGGUCUUCUCACUGUUGUAAGACAAUUAGGUAAGAAACUAGAAAACAACGAUGAUGAGUUCAACGGUGGUUUAGAAUCUGCGGCAAUUGAUGAAGCGAAAGAUGCAAUCUUAACGUUAGAGAAUGAACUUGAUAGUGUUCAUGUUAAAUUAGAAACCGUAUCCAAAGAAAGAGAUGUGCUCAAAUCAAUGGUUGAUUCUACUAAGAAUGGGUCGAGGGGCGAAUUUAAAUUUUUGACUGAGGCUAAUAGUGAUCUCAAAUCUAAAUUAAAUGAAACUGAGAAGGUAUUGAAAGAGCUACAAUUGCAAUCAACUAUUUCACUCAAAGAUUUUAACGAGAAGUUGAGAGCCGUUACUAGUAGCAAGAACGAAUUAACCCUAAAUUUGUCCUCGAUUAAGCAUUCGGCAGAAUUGGCUGAAGCAAGAUUUUCGAAUGCACAUAAAUCUUUAGAAAAUGCUCGGGAGGAAAUCAAUCAAUACAAAAAGGACAUUGAAUUCUGGAAGAAUCAAACAUCGAAGCAAGAAUCUUCACUUAUUUGUAAAUCUAAUGAAUUAAAAGAUGUUGAGAAUACUCUAAAUGAAGAGCGAAUUACUAUCAACAAUUUGAAGACCGAAAGAGAAAUAUGGAACCUGUAUCAAAAAACAAUGAAUGAUGAUAUUGUGCAACUUAGAUCUGACAAGUCUCACCUUAAUGAGUUCGUUGUAAAUUUACAAUCAUUAUUAAAGGAAAGGGAAUCAUCAAGUAAGGAAUUGUCCAUGAGGCUUACACAAUCAAUUGAAAACUAUCAAGCUUUACAAGACAGACUUUCUGAAAAAGAAGAAAGAAUUUCGAUUUUAUCGAAUCAAUCAGAAUUAGCAUUAAGAGCGCAGAAUUCCAAGUUGGAACAGAUUAACGAGCUUAACCUGUUAGUGCGAGAUUAUAAGAGCAGAAUAGCUGAAAAGAAUUCCUUGGUUGAGAUUUUAAGUCAAAAAGUCCAAGAAUUACAGGAUUCACAGUCCAUAUCAAGUACCCUUGAGGGAUUCAAAAAUUCGCCUGUUGAAAUUGAUAAACCUAAUCAAUUAAGUCAAAAUUAUGAAAGAGAAUUGGAGAGGGCUCGGGAUGAUUUACGUAUAGCUGAGAGUCAAGUCUCUGAAUUUUCGGAUUUAGCUAAAGCCGCUGAGCUUGCUUUAACCAACUCGACUAAUACAUUUGAAAAUUAUAAAACUGAGAGUGAAAGUAAACUUGAUGGCCUAUUGAAAGAGAAGAAAUCAUUGAAGUCAGAAUUGAGGGAUUUGUCUGAUUUGUUCGAUCAAUCUAAGCAAGAAGCAAUUGAUAUUGAAAAGAAAUAUAGUAACGAAGUCGAACAACUUAAAUUGAAGAUCGACGAAUCAAUAAUGAAGGCUAAUGCGUAUGACGAUUUGAAAAAGGAUUAUGAACUGAAAUUUGAAUCUGUGACGAAAGACAUGGAGAGCCAAUCAAAGAUCUCUGAUGAAAAUCAAAAGAAAUAUCAUGAAGAAUUACAGAGGAAUACUGAGUUAACAAAUGAGAUGGAUAAGUUGAAGAGCCAAUGUAAUAAUCUUGAAACAAGCAUUGGCCAAUUAACAACCAAAUUGAAUUCGACAAAACUUCUCUUAGAUAAGAAAGAUGAAUCAGUAGAAGAAGAAAAGCAAAAUAUUCAAGACGAGCUUGUUUCAUCUAGAAUUAAAGUGAAGGAUUUGCAGGAUCAAAAUAAUGUCUUAUUAAAUCAGUUGGAAUUAUCGAAAUUGGCUUACACUUCGGACGUAUCAGAAGCAUCUUCUAAGGAUGACUUGAGAGAAGUAGUCUCAUAUUUACGCCGUGAGAAGGAUUCAGCAGAAGCAAAAUUGACAUCUUAUUCUGAGGACCAACGAAGACUAGAACAACGUUUGAAUCAAGUUACUACAGAAUUGGAAGCAACAAAAUCUGAAUUAUCUAAAUCACAGUCCAAUAUAAAUGUAACUGAUGGAAAUAAUAAAGAGCAUGAUCGUUUAUUAGAUCAAUUACAGCAAUUGAAUAUUUUACGAGAAAGUAACACCACAUUGCGUAAUGAAAAUUCUGUUAAUAUCCAACGUAUUUCCGAUCUAGAAAGUGAAUUGCAAUCUGUGACAUCAAAGUUUGAACAAUUAGAAAAGAAGGUUUCCGAGCUAUCAAUGCAAAAUGAAGUAAAAGAACAAACAAUAAGGUUAAUUAAGGAAGAAAAUGAAAAUAAUAGGAUGCAGCUAGAAUCUAAUGGGGGCCGUGACGUUGCAGAAUCUGACUUAGAAGAUAUUAAGGCUAUGAAGCAAAGGUUUGCAAAUCUCAAAAAUGAAUUCCAAAAUAAAUUACUGGCUCAUAGAAGUAAGACUAAGGAAUUAGAAAAAACAGUGGACUCUUUAAGAGUAGAAUUAGCGAAUACUAAGCAACACUUACUGGAUACUGAGACUAAUUAUAACCAAGAAUUAAAAAAUGCCAGGUCUAACUCCGAAGGUCUUAAGAAUGAAUUUGUGCAGAACGAAAAAAUGAAUAAAGCUUCCAAAGAAAUAGCGAUUGCCCACGAGAGGUAUGAUGUACUAAAGAAGGAGUCCGAAGAUAAAAUCAAGUCUCUAUUUAACGAAAAGAAGUCGUUAGAAAGUGAAUUGCAAACGUUGAAAGCAAAAAUUGAUAGUUUAGACUCAGAACAUUCGAAUAAAAAGUUUGAAGAAAAAUUGAGUAUUUUGAAAGCUCAAUUUGAAAGCGAAAAGACUGAAUUGAAAAAGACCAUCGAGAACGAAUUUGAUGUAAAGUUAAAGCAAGAGUUAGCUAAAGUUGACAGCGAUUCGCUUGAAAACCAGGCUAAACCUGAUAAAGAAGAUCAAAAUAAUAAAAAAUUGGAGGCAGCAAUUAAGGAAAAGAACGAGAUAUUAGAGAAACGCUUCCAGGAAAAGACAUCACAGUUGGAAGACGAAUUAAAAGUAAAAUUCGAACAGAAGUUGAAAGAAAAGGUUGAUGAAGAAGUUUCGAGAAGAAUUUCAUCUGGUGAAACAGACGGAGAUACGAAUCUUGUUCGAAAAGAAUUAGUAAAACAACACGAAGGAGAAAUUGCAAAGUUAAGAAACGAUUUUGAUGCUCAAUUAAGUAAGGCUAAAGAUGAUGUUAAGAACGUAACCGAAAAGAAGUUUGAAAUCAAAUUAAGAAUGUUAAACAAAAAAUUAGAUAAGUUAGAAGGAAAGAAUUUAACGGACCAAUCUGUUCUGUCUUCUACUAAAGCACCUGUUGAUGAAACCAAACUCUCUGUGUCUUCUCUUCCAGCUACGCCUACUUUAGCUCAAGACUCUUCACAACCUCCAACAACCCAAGAACUGUCUAAGUUACCGUUAGGUCACCAAUUCACAGAGUCUACUUUGACAGUACAUCGCCCUACAAUUGAUAGAACUAAUCUGUCAAACAAAGUGUUGCAAGCUCAGAAACCAAAUGUAGAAAAACUUGGACAAAAGCGUCCCAUGGUCAACAAAAGUCAAACCACAAAUAAAAGAACAAAAGAGUAA
Debaryomyces tyrocola is the source of this 5865-nucleotide messenger RNA. The record is from the annotation of a GenBank genome assembly. Lineage: Eukaryota; Fungi; Ascomycota; Pichiomycetes; Serinales; Debaryomycetaceae.